Messenger RNA from Hemiscyllium ocellatum (epaulette shark), 1284 nucleotides. RefSeq names its product carbonic anhydrase Xa (gene ca10a). Gene Ontology annotation, molecular function: carbonate dehydratase activity; zinc ion binding. The coding region runs from base 1 to 1239 and encodes 412 amino acids. The record is from RefSeq and is a predicted model, not a curated record. NCBI's taxonomy places the organism in Eukaryota, Metazoa, Chordata, Chondrichthyes, Orectolobiformes, Hemiscylliidae. The transcript has 10 exons.
AUGUUUCAGAUUGCUGAUGCAGAGAAUCACACGGAACUGCAAAUGGGCUUAGCAAUGCACAACCUCAAGGAGCCUGCUGACAUCGAAAUGGACAAAGGAACCAGCGGGUCCGCUCCGCGCCGCCGGCUCGCCCCUGGAUCUGUGACCGACAGAGAUCCGCCAGAGAUCCGCCGGGAUCCGCCAGAGAUCCGCCGGGAUCCGCCAGAGAUCCGCCGGGAUCCAGGAGAUUGCUUCCCCGGGAUCAUGGAGAGGAUCUGGGAGUUACUGCUGCUUGUCCAGAGCCAGAUGCUGCUCUGUGUCUCCGUUUCAGCUCAACACAACUCUCACACAGUCAGCGAAGGAUGGUGGGCUUAUAAAGAAGUGGUUCAAGGAAGCUUUAUCCCAGUUCCUUCGUUUUGGGGAUUGGUAAAUUCCGCCUGGAACCUGUGCUCAGUUGGAAAGAGACAGUCUCCAAUCAACAUUGAGACCAGUCACAUGAUCUUUGACCCGUUUCUCAGCCCUCUGCGCAUUAACACGGCUGGAAGGAAGGUCAGUGGGACGAUGUACAACACCGGGCGGCACGUGUCCUUACGGCUGGACAAGGAGCACCUGGUCAAUGUGUCCGGUGGGCCGAUGACCUACAGUUACCGGCUGGAGGAAAUCCGGUUACAUUUCGGCAGCGAGGACACCCACGGGUCGGAGCACCUGCUGAACGGACAGGCCUUUUCCGGGGAGGUGCAGUUAAUACACUACAACCAUGAGCUCUACACAAACGUCACAGAGGCUGCCAAAAGCCCAAAUGGGCUGGUGGUGGUCUCCAUAUUUAUCAAAGUUUCUGACACGGCAAACCCAUUCCUGAACCGAAUGUUGAACAGGGACACCAUCACCAGGAUCACAUAUAAAAAUGAUGCGUAUUUACUGCAGGGUUUAAACCUGGAGGGUGUGUAUCCCGAGACCCCCAGCUUUAUCACGUACGAGGGCUCGAUGACCGUCCCUCCCUGCCAUGAAACGGUGACCUGGAUCAUCAUGAACAAACCCAUCUACGUCACCCGGAUGCAGAUGCAUUCAUUAAGGCUCCUGAGUCAAAACCAGCCGUCCCAGAUAUUCCUGAGUAUGAGCGAUAACUUCCGGCCUGUGCAGCCCCUGAAUAACCGCUGUAUCCGAACAAAUAUCAACUUCAGUCUCCAAGGCAAGGACUGCCCCAACAACAGAGCACAGAAACUCCAAUACCGAGCUCACCAGACUGCUCAGUCCAGAUGAGCUGGGACUUUCUUUCCCUCCAAAUUGGUCCGAAUGACCCACAGA